Molecule: messenger RNA, 954 nt
Organism: Loa loa (African eye worm)
Lineage: Eukaryota; Metazoa; Nematoda; Chromadorea; Rhabditida; Onchocercidae
Exons: 6
Coding region: 1-954 (317 amino acids)
Cellular component (GO): endomembrane system
Molecular function (GO): acyltransferase activity
Source: RefSeq, a predicted model, not a curated record
AUGUUUAGAUUGGUUGUUUUUUGGAUUGCUUUAAUUCGAAUAGAUCCAUGGCUUUUGACAUCACAAAAGAUAUCUUUAAAGGCGGCAGUGAGACAUUUACCUGGAGCUGGUUGGGCAAUGGCUUCAAAUGCUUAUCUGUUUCUAACACGACGCUUUGAGAAAGAUCAAGCACAUAUUGAGGAGAUGAUCGAGUAUUAUGCUAAUUCAAGACAUGCAUAUCAGUUGCUUCUUUUCCCUGAAGGAACCGAUAAAGAUUAUCGAGCAACCGAAAAAAGUCGUCAAUUUGCACUAAAACAAGGUUUAGUCCAUUAUAGCUAUGUGCUUCAUCCUAGGACGACAGGAUUUACAAUAAUGUUAAGAAAAAUGCGACAAGUUGGAUACAUUAAGACUAUAUAUGAUGUGACAGUUGCAUAUGCGGAUACAAUCGUACAAUCCGAAUUCGAGUUAGUCAUCAAUGGUUCAUGCCCGAAGAACAUUCAUUUUCAUGUGAGUAAAGUGGAUAUCGAUAGUUUACCUGAAAAUGAUGAUGAACUAACUGCACAGUGGCUUAUUAAUCGUUGGAAGUUAAAAGAGACAAAACUUGCGCAAUUUUAUCAUUCUGAUGAUGUCCAGCAUCGAGCUUUUAAAAUUAAUUCAAAUUACGAUGAAGUUUUUACACUAACAACCAAAUCUUUUAUGAUUUAUGGAGCUGUGGUGAUAUUCUGGAUAAUUACAUCAAUAUUCUUAAUGUAUGCAUUCCUCUUUUAUCCUUCACAAUAUUUGCUAGUAAUAUUGACAAUUACGAUCUUCCUUGGUUCCCAGUUUUUGCUUGGUGGCUUCGAGCAUAUUGCGAUUCAAGCAGCUAAAAAUACUUCACUAUAUGCAUUUAGGUAUAGAAAAGCAGAAAAAGAACAUCUAGCAUUGUCAUCAGAUUUUUCAUUGUCAUCUUCAUCCAAGGAAUUGCUCAAGAAAUAA